AUGACAACGACCGCUAGUUAUUCGGACACACGAGAAGAUUUUCGUUGUGGUUUAUGUCGACAAAAAGGUGCUUUUCAUUGUGAACAUGAUACACCAUAUCGUGAUAUUUAUUUGGGUACAUAUGAUCCAAAGGCAUUAAGAGAUAUUGUUAUCAAGACAGAAAAGCCUAAGAAUGAAACUAGAAUGCAUCAUAAUUUAACAAGUAAUGGUACACAUUCAAAUACCGGUGAUCAAUAUCAACAAAGUAGACAAUUAAAGAAUACAAUACCAGCUAAUAGAAGUCCUACAAAAAAAAUAGAACAAAAUCAAAAAUCAAAAUCAUGUACAAUUCUAUAA
Molecule: messenger RNA, 336 nt
Organism: Rotaria sp. Silwood1
Lineage: Eukaryota; Metazoa; Rotifera; Eurotatoria; Philodinida; Philodinidae
Source: the annotation of a GenBank genome assembly